AUGACUAUUCAGGUGUUUGGACCAGAACCAGAGUUGGUUACAAAGCUUGGCUUGCCUCAACCAUUCAAGAAAGUAUUGAUUGUGUCCUUGGGAUCUAUUGUCACAGGUCCUGCACCUCCUGUUCCCCCGUCAGAUUCUUCGGCUACUCCCAGUGCAAGUCCAUCAAGUGCUCCUAGUGCAUCUGCUUUCAGCAAUCCCAGCCAAGCUCCUGCUUCAUUUCUGACCACUGACGAGCUAAUGUUGAUGCCUAGUCCGCUUCUAUCGGCUCUACCUACGCCAGCACCAUCUACUGGUCCAACAUUGGUUCCAACACUUGUUCCGGUACCGGAUGCAACACCAUUGCCGACAUCGCAACCUUCACAAGGUCCAACAAAACUGCCCACAGCACUCCCGACACCACUGCUCACAGCACUCCCGACAGAUCCGCCAACAUUGCGUCCUACUGAAGCGCCGUCUAGUGCACCUUCUCUUGUAGCUAGCAACAGUCCAUCAACUGCGCCUACUUCCAGUCCAACAAUGGAAUUUGACGGACACGGAGUUCCUCUCACUGGUGAUUGGGAUAACCAAAGGGUCGUUGGAGACAAUACUGGAAGAUAUUUUCUUUUCCGUCCAGAGCAUUGGGAGGCUGUCUUUGGGUCCUUGCCUCCCGCUUUAUCAUAUAUGACGUAUAGUGUGGAACAACGACAAGACGAUCAAGUCGUGUGGCAAGGAACAUUGAGAAUGUGGAUUUGGGAUUCGACAGAGCCCGAUAUUGGUCUUCCUGAUGGGUUUGAACAUGGGAGACGCCACUCCAAUGGUACCACCUAUCUAUGGGCAUGGUAA
Messenger RNA from Cylindrotheca closterium, 822 nucleotides. NCBI's taxonomy places the organism in Eukaryota, Bacillariophyta, Bacillariophyceae, Bacillariales, Bacillariaceae. The record is from the annotation of a GenBank genome assembly.